UCUGGGAGCAUGGGAGCGGACAUCAGGACUGUUGUCCUUGCAUGGGGGAUCUCCAUUUUCAAACCUUGCCAUCGCAAAGUCUGUUUUCACGCCGGGAAGAAGGUAAAGAUUGUGCCAGCUCAGUGGAUUGGAGAGGAUAUAAUUUCAAAAUGCUGAGCUUCAGAGCAUUUCUAUUUGAGGUGUGUUUGAGUCUGGUUGUUUCUACGGGCUCCUGUACCUGUAAACCUCUCAAUAAUGAUAUCCAAAGCGAGGACGCUGAGGGAUUCUACUCUCAGCUGUCAGAGGUGGACCUUCUGGAGGAGGAAGAUACAGACUUGAGGACGGAGACCCUCCUGGGUACCAUGAAGGAGGGCUUUUUGAGGAAACUCAACUUGUCAGAUGUUCCUCAGGAGCACAGCAAGAUCUGCCCUCCACAGUUCAUGAUGGAGCUCUACAACAAGUACGCUUCGGACAGCUCGGCAAUCCCUCAGUCUGAUGUCAUACGAAGUUUCACUGUCCAAGAUAUCACUCUCUUUGUGACAAAUGGCACAAAGUCAAAACACAGGCUGCAGUUCAAUGUCAGCAUCCCCAGCCAUGAAAAGAUCACCACGGCUAAACUACAGCUCUUCUUCUUCCCGGAUGCCAGGGCAAGGGUCACCUUCCACAGUUUCAAAGCCACCGUCAAAGUUUAUGAAGUGGAUCACAACGAUUUGACAUCCACAACCCAGCUGCUGGUUGGCAAAGAGAUGAUAGGCUUGCAGAGUAUGUGGACAACGUUUGAUGUAACCACAGCUAUUCAGAGCUGGAUCAAGUCAAGCAAUGGAGCAACUGUUUUUGAUGUAGUGGUGGAUAGGAAGGACUGUGGGGCUCCUGAUGGUGGAGAGGAAGGAGCAGGCUGUUUAAAUAUGAGUGUGUCUGUUGGAGAUAACACCUCAGCAGCUAUGAUAGUGUUCUCAGAUGACCUGGGUAGCAGGAGGAGGGAGACAAGGAAGGAGGUAAGAGAGAUGAUCCUCCAUGAAGAAGAAACCAUCUUACACUCAGGCGCCGACUGGAACAGAGAAGAGGAACUUCAAAAUGAGAUCCCGGAAGCUCAGCAUCCACGAAGAAACAAAAGAAAGGCAGAGCGGGAAUACUGCCGGCGGACCUCACUCAAGGUCAACUUUAAAGACAUCGGCUGGGACAGCUGGAUUGUGGCGCCUCCAGAAUAUGACGCCUUCGAAUGUCGAGGCCUGUGUUACCACCCGCUGACGGACGAAUCGACCCCAUCCAAACACGCCCUCAUCCAGACACUGCUCAACAUCAGGGACCCCAAGAAGGCCAACAUGGCAUGCUGCGUCCCCAUCAAACUGGACCCCAUCACAGUCAUGUAUCAGGAGAACGGACGUCUCACUAUAAGAUACCUGUAUGAGGAGAUGAAGGUGGCAGAGUGUGGCUGCAGGUAGUUGAGGAUGGUCGAUUUGCUCUUGUUGUAGCCCAGGUGAAUGUAUAAUGAAUAAAUAAUAUGAAUAAAACAUGUCCAGCGUCUAUUACAUCAGUCAUAUUUUAUAAUAAGACCUAGAGUCAAUAGCCAUGCUAGCAGUUCUGAUAGCAGCUCCGUGUCCUGAUAUGCAAUGAUAAUAAAGCAUCUAUAUAUCUAUACAAAGUACAGCUGAGGCUGGGAAUUUCAUACGUUUUCCAGGCUAUAACUGGAUCAAAAAGUGCUAGAUGAGAAGACAAACUUAUUAAAAUUCAUCCUCUGCGGAUCAUGAAUGUGCAUACCAAAAAUUUACAGCAAUCCAUCCAAUGGUUGACCAGAUAUUUUAAAAAUAUAUCAAAUUCAUGGUGAUACGAAAAGGAAAAAUCCAAAAAACCACCAAAGUCAGUAGGAUCCAUCCUCUUGGGGUCAUGAAUGUCCACACAAAGCAUCAUAGCAAUCCAUCCUGUAGUUGCUGAGAUAUUUCAGUGUGGACCAAUUCACAGACCAACAUUGCCAUAUCUAAAGCCUUACCACUAGCAUGGCUAAUAGAAUUAGCUGUGCUGAAAUUACAUAUACUGUAUGAAUAUUUUUACACUGUAGCCUUGAAAUAAACUCAAAAAUAGUGAAAUGUCUUGAAUUCAGUGUAACAGAAGAACCACCAACAGGUCAAUUCUUUUCGUUUCCAAAUGUAUAUUGAUGUGCUGAAAUAGAUCUUAUUUAGAACAGUUGACCUUUGCUAAAAUUAUGUCAUUUUUCACAUGAUAACACUAUCCAGCAGAAAACCAAAGGACACAGACAUUUUUACAUUGUAUAUUUGCUGUAUGUAAAAAGCUUGCAAUAUGUUGGCUUAAUAUGUUUUUAGUUUCAAAACUAAUAAAAAUACAUUUUUUGUAGGAAAUACUGUAAA
This is a messenger RNA of Seriola dumerili (greater amberjack), 2342 nucleotides long. It is a transcript of the gene gdf2, whose product is annotated as growth/differentiation factor 2-like. The transcript is spliced from 2 exons. Gene Ontology annotation, molecular function: growth factor activity; cytokine activity. The coding region runs from base 42 to 1421 and encodes 459 amino acids. Gene Ontology annotation, biological process: SMAD protein signal transduction; BMP signaling pathway. Lineage: Eukaryota; Metazoa; Chordata; Actinopteri; Carangiformes; Carangidae. Gene Ontology annotation, cellular component: extracellular region. The record is from RefSeq and is a predicted model, not a curated record.